Molecule: messenger RNA, 6675 nt
Organism: Prosopis cineraria
Lineage: Eukaryota; Viridiplantae; Streptophyta; Magnoliopsida; Fabales; Fabaceae
Product: trans-Golgi network-localized SYP41-interacting protein 1-like
Exons: 9
Coding region: 198-6410 (2070 amino acids)
Cellular component (GO): cytoskeleton
Source: RefSeq, a predicted model, not a curated record
UGUUGCAUUUUUGACUGUGUGAAUUCAGUGACGAGGUCAACGACGAGUCUCAGCUUUAUCUGUUAUCACCACCCAACGUGAACGUCCGAGUACCCAUCGCUAUUUCCGAUUCCUCAAUCAUUUUCCGACGGACCAAUUUGAUUUUAGGGUUUCGAUCUGAGUCUGUUCUGGAGGCGAUUCGAUUAUGACCGUUUGAAAUGCAUGAGAAUAACGGAGCAGAGCAGCCUUUGGAAGGCCAUGGAGCUACCGGGCAAGGGACACACGGGAGCCUUUCGGAUUUUAGUGAAUCAACAGCAGCCAACUCAGUGGAACAAUCAAAUGGGGUUAGCGAACUACAAUUCGAUUCAUCCACUCACACUCGUCAAGACGACGUUACGGCGGGCACACUUCCCGAGAAUGCACUGGAAACAGUGAAUCAGGUAGACCUUGAUGAUGCUAAAUCUAGUGAGGAUACUGCGAGAGAUGAUAUGUUUGUUGAUUGCCCAGAUGAGUUAGGCACGUUUGAUGGUAGGCAAACUGAUACUAUUAAGGAAGAAACAGAUGCUGGAGAAAGUAGACAGAACUUGGAAGAAGAUCAACGGAAUCAUUUUGGUAAACUGGACGAUAGAGCAGAAGAUGAAUCAGUGGCGAAGACGGUUGCUGGAAAAGAAAGUAAUACACGGCAAUAUAAGGAAGAACGAGAAACUGUUGCCCGAGGAGUAUUUGAUAUUCAUUGUCAGCUAAAGGCUCUGUCCUGGCAACAGUCACUGCCAGAUGAAACUGAAGCUGGAGGUAGGGAUAAGGAGGCUCAACUGGCUGAGAUUCCAUUGAAGGAGAUGAUUAAAGAAUGUUUGGAGUUUGUAAAGUUAACCAUAGAGGAACGAUCCUCUGCUGAGGCAACUAUAAGAAAUCUUCAUGCUCUUCUUUCUGAUAAGGAUAAUCAGAUAGACAAUCUCAAUGCAAAGGUUACUGAGUUAUCAGUCUCCCAUGAUAACUCAUGUCAGAAGACUCCAGAAGUAUCGUCAGAGAUUGAUAUUGUAGUAGAUAGGAUGAUGUCCUCUCUUGCAACAGUUGUGAGUCAAGAGCAACUUUUAGAUAACUCUAUUGGUGGAAAAAUGGUUCAUAUUGCAGAAGGCACUGCACUAUUAACUGCAAAAUAUAAUAAUCUUCUUUCUGAAAUUUAUCAACUAGGGCAAUCUUUCUUUGAGGUUGGUUUGGAUGCUAGGGACGAGGAACAUUGGUACACACUUGCCGCUGCUCGUGGUGGAUUAUUGGAGCUCAAAAGAAAGGAAGCAGAACUAGUUGAAAGACUUGCUCUUGUAGAAGAUGAGAAUCGGAAACUAGUGGAUGAGCUUGACAAGGAAAGGGUGAUGAUAGGAACAUUGAAUGCAGAAAUUAGAAACGUGAAAGUAGAACUUGAGCAGGAAAAAGUUAAAUGUGCUAAUACCAAAGAAAAACUUAGUAUGGCUGUGACGAAAGGAAAGGCAUUGGUACAGCAGCGGGACUCAUUAAAGAAAUCUCUGGCUGAAAAAUCCAGUGACCAUGAGAAAUGCUUGAUUGAAUUGCAAGAGAAGUCUGCUGAGCUAGAGGCUGCUAGACUUACCAAUGAUGAGUUGGUUCAAAGUAGCAUGAUUAUUGAACAAGUUAAGAAGAUCUUGCAGAUGGAACCUGAUACUCCUAAUUUGAAUAUGUUGGAGAGGUUAAGUUGGAUUGUGGGUGACAGAGAUGUCCUCAAGGAUGCCUUCAUAGAGUUCUGCAAAUUGAAGGAUGCUUUAUCUCUAAUAAAUUUACCAGAAUCUGUCUCAUCGUCUGAUUUGGAAUAUAAGAUAAAUUGGCUGGGUAACUCUUAUUACAGGGCAAUGGAUGAUACAAAUAUUCUGCAGGAAGAAGUCUCUACCAUUAAAGAAGAAGCCCGCAACUGUAUUGAUUUCUUGAGCACAUCUUUGCUGUUGAAAUUACUGGAAAAAGAUUACCUUCAAUCAGAAGUAACUGAUUUGAGAUGUAAAUUUGAAGAGAUUAUUGAAAUGAAUCAUCAGGUUUUGAGGGAGAAGGAGCAGAUUAUGAAAAUGGUGGUUGAGCUUUCUGGCUAUGACAUGGAGGAUGGAGGAAUUGAUGGUUCUUCUCCUGACACAUUUAUGAUUAUUAACCAUUGCUUGCAAAUGAUAAAAGAACAGAGUGAUCAUUUCUCUAGGUCAUCUCAUAUUGAUACUGACUUAAUUGAAACAAUUAUUAGUCACUUAUAUGUUAGGGAUCAAAGAUUGAUGCUAUGUGAGGACAUGCUAGAAGAAGAGAUGGUGAUUAGAUCAGAUGUGAAUAAACUGUUAAAUGACUUGAAAGCAGCUUCUGAUGAAAUUUAUACGCUGAAAGAAGAAAAGAGUUCUCUACAGAAAGACCUUGACCGAUCAGAGGAGAAGUCUGCCGUUCUUAAGGAUAAGUUAUCCAUGGCAGUUAAGAAAGGGAAAGGAUUGGUUCAAGAUAGGGACAGUCUAAAAAGUCUUAUAAAUGAAAAGAACCGGGAGAUUGAGCAGCUAAAGCUUGAUUUGCAGAAGCAAGAAUCAAUAGUUUCUGAGUACAGUGACCAGAUUGAUAAAUUGUCUAGUGAUGUAGAAAGCAUCGGAAAAUUGGAGGCUGAGCUUCAAGCAGUAAAAGGUGAAAGGAAUCAGUUUGAGCAGCACUUGUUUCAGAGCAAUAACUUGUUACAGAGAGUGGUAGAGUCUAUUGAUCAUAUCCAUCUUCCCGUUGAUUCAGCUUUUGAAGAACCUUUUGAAAAGGUGAAGUGGCUUGCUGGAUUUGUCAGUGAAUGCCAAGAUGCUAAGCUACAUGCUGAGAAGGAGCUGCAGCUAGUAAAAGAGGGAGCCAAUGACCUUGUAAAUAAAGUAGCAGAAGCACAAGCAACUGUAGAAUCCCUUCAACAGGCAUUAUCUUCUGCUGAGAAUAAUAUGUCUCAAUCUGCUGAAGAAAAGAGGGAGUUAGAAAUUACAAUCGCAAAAGUUGAGGAGGAAUUACAUAAAGUGAAAGAAGAACAUGCUAUCCUUUCUGGUGAGAAAGAUCUGGCUCAAUCUCGUAGAGCUGCUGCAGAGACUGAGCUAGAGAGAGUUAAAGAAGAAGCUGCCCAGUUGACAAUCAAACUAGCAGAGGCCAGCACAACCAUAAAGGACUUGGAAGAGGUGGGGGAGUCUACUAUGUCACAGGCAGAAAAAGAUAUUGCUGUUCUUUCCAAUGAGAAGGACUUAGCUCUAACUGGCAAAGCUGCUGCAGAGACUGAGCUAGAGAGAGUUAAAGAAGAAGCUGCCAGGUUGACAAGCAAACUAGUGGAGGCCAGCACAACCAUUAAGGCCUUGGAAGAGGCUGGUGAGUCUACUAUGUCACUCGGAGCUGCAUUGUCUGAGGCAGAAAAAGAUCUUGCUGUUCUUUCCGACGCCAAAGAAUUGGCUCAAACAGCUAGAGCUGCUGCAGAGACUGAGCUAGAGAGAGUUAAAGAAGAAGCAUUCAGGUUGACAAGCAAACUAGCAGAGGCCAGCACAACCAUAAAGGACUUGCAAGAGGCUGUUGAAUCUACCAUGUCACUUAGAAAUGCAUUAUCUCAGGCAGAAAAAGAUAUUUCUGAUCUUUCCAAUGAGAAAGAGUUGGCUCAAACUGGUAGAGCUGCUGCAGAGACUGAGCUAGAGAGAGUUAAAGAAGAAGCUGCUCAGUUGACAAUCAAACUAGCGGAGGCCAGCACAAUCAUAAAGGACUUGGAAGAGGUUGGGGAGUCUACUGUGUCACUUAAAGCUGCAUUACAUCAAGCAGAAAAGGAUAUUGUUGUUCUGUCCAAUGAGAAAGAGCUGGCUCAAACUAGUAGUGCUGCUGCCGAGACUGAGCUAGAGAGAGUUAAAGAAGAAGCUACAAGGUUGGCUACCAAACUAGCUGAGGCCAAUGCAACCAUAAAUAAUUUGGAAGAGGUUGGUGAGUCUACUAUGUCACUCAGAGCUGCAUUAUCAAAGGCCGAAGAAGAUAUUGCUAUUCUUUUUAAUGAGAAAGAGCUGGCUCAAACUGUUAGAGCUGCUGUAGAGACUGAGCUAGAAAGAGUUAAAGAAGAAGCUGCCAGGUUGACAAGCAAACUAGCAGAGGCAAGCACAACCAUAAAGGACUUAGAAGAGACACUAUCUCAGGCUGAGAGUAAUGCCAAUAUAUUGAAAGACAAAUAUGAUGCUGAUCAAGAUGCUAGAACCAAAAUGGAGAGUGAAUUGAAGAAGUUGCAAUCUGAAGCUGAGAAUCAGACUAGCAAAUUGAUUGAUGCCUCUGCAGCUAUGAAAACACUGGAAGAUACAUUAUUUAAGGCACAAAAUAAUAUCUCUGUCCUGGAAGAUGCAAAUAAAACUGCUAAAGAGGAGAUAUUGUCACUCAAUUUUAAGUUAAAUUCAUGUAUGGAGGAGUUAUCUAGAAAGAAUGGUGGCUUGGAAAACAGAUCUACAGAGCUUAUUGGACUUAUAAAUGAUCUUAUUGUGCUUAUGAAAGAGAACACUCUACUUCCCAAAGUAGAACAGUGCUUUGAGAUGAAGUUUGAGGCUCUCAAGAAUGUGGAUUUAAUUCUGAACAAAAUAAGGGACUAUACUGUUGGCAUGAAUGCUAAGGAUCCUGGAUCACACCAAAAGUUGGAGGAACAUUCCUUCGUGAGAAAAGCAUCCUUUGGUGGCAUUGAGAAUUAUGAUAUUGAAGUGGACAGCAUGAAUGGCACUGACAUUGACAAUAUGAUUUCACAAUUUGGAAACAUCAUGAAGGGGUUUCAGCUGAGAAACAAACUUACUGCAGAUAGGCUUGAUGACUUUUCUGAUUCUAUUGAUGAGUUUAUUUCUCUUCUUCAGACAAAACUACUGGAAACAGAGACUGAUGUAGUGAAUAUCCUUGAGCACUUGGAAACCCUUAAAGAAAAAGUUAAUGCUGGGGAAAGUUUAAAAGCAGAACAGGAAAAUUCUAUUGCUGCUUUGGAGAAUGAUAUUAGAGUCUUGUUGUCUGCAUGCACUGAUUCUUCCUGUGAACUUCAAUCUGUAGUUCAUGAGAACCUUGUGGAACCAGGCCCCCUUUCUGAGAAAAUGAACCUUGAUGCAGAAGUACUAGCCAAGCAUAAUCAGAACAGCAAAUGCACGGAAACAGCACAAAAAUUGAUAUCUGCUACUAGGAAAGCACAUAAUUUGAUGAAGAAUUUUGAAUUUCGAAGUAAGGAAUUAGGCAGAACAGUUGAAGAUUUGCAGAAUCAAUUGAAGGAAACAGGAGCUGCUUCCAAAAAGGUCAUAGAAGAAAGAGACCUUUAUCAAAAGAGAGUUUUGCAACUGGAGUCUGAUAUCCAAGUAUUACAAAAGUCAUGUAGUGAGCUUAGGAAUAACUUAGAGGGUUAUCAGGCCCUAGAGGAAACAUUAAAGGAAAAAGAGGAAGAGAUAUCAUCAUUGUAUAGCGCUUUGUCAACAAAAGAAGAGGCAGAAAACUCCCUUCUCUCAGAAUCUCAGGUUAGAACUCUCUUGGAUAAGAUUGAUAGGAUCAAACUCCCCCUUUUAGAGUCCGCAGAAGAUAUGGAACCCAAUGCUUCAGCUCCUGUAAAGAAGCUCUUUAGCAUCAUUGAUAGUGUUAUUCAGUUGCAUCACCAAAUGAGUUCUUUGUCCGAUGACAAAGAAGAACUUCAAACAACCGUUGCAACUAAGGACCUUGAAAUUAAGCAUCUGGAGGAGGAAGUCAAACAGCUUAACUGUAACUGGGAGGACUUACACAAGGUGAAAAAUGAGUUGUCUGGGUUUUCCUUUGCUUUGGAAAAAAUUCUCAGCAUGUUGGGAGCCAGUGAUUUGGUUGAAGACAGAAAAUCUAGAGGUUUUAAUGAGUUGAUACCAGUAUUGGAAAGGCAGGUUGUGGCCAUUCUUUUAGAAGCUGAAAAUGCAAAGUCAAAAGCCAUGGAACUUGGUGCGAAGUUGGUUGGAAGUCAGAAAGUUAUUGAUGAAUUAACAGCCAAGGUUAGAUUGCUUGAAGGUUCACUUAAUGAUAAGACCUCUCAGACAGAGGUUGUCCAGGAAAGGAGUUUAUAUGAAGCACCCUCAUUACUAGGUGGAUCAGAGAUAUCUGAAGUUGAAGAGGGAUCUCUUGGCAAGAAAGUCAUAUCUCCUGCACCAUCAGCUGCGCUUGUGCGAAAUAUGCGUAAAGGAUCUACUGACCAUCUUGCUCUUGACAUGGAAGGGGAAUCUGAUCGUCUAAUCAGCAGUGUUGAUAUUGAUGAGGAUAAAGGUCAUGCAUUUAAGUCACUGAACACAUCAGGAUUUGUACCUAAGCAAGGAAAGGUCAUUGCAGAUCGUGUUGAUGGAAUCUGGGUUUCUGGUGGUCGGCUUCUCAUGAGUCGUCCCAGGGCAAGAUUAGGACUCAUUGGCUAUUUGCUUCUCUUGCAUAUAUGGCUAUUGGCAACAAUCUUGUAGGAACUUGGGAUCAUCACCUAUCUGAACAGCUCAACGUUGCAUAUCCUGUAUACUAAUAUCUUUUCUUGUUUCCUUUCUCUCUUUUUGCUUCUUAAUGUAGCCCGACAUAUUCUUAUAGGUAUGUAUAGUAACAGUUCAUUUGAUUCUCUGCAAUCACAUUUUAGGGAUACAGAGAAUCUAAUCCUCACAUGUUUGGGGAUAAUUUUCCCCAUAUUCUUUGACCUCCAUCAUCAUAAUUUUAUGAAUCCCCCAAUUUAAUUGCUGA